This is a messenger RNA of Entrophospora sp. SA101, 303 nucleotides long. The record is from the annotation of a GenBank genome assembly. NCBI's taxonomy places the organism in Eukaryota, Fungi, Glomeromycota, Glomeromycetes, Entrophosporales, Entrophosporaceae.
AUGGUUUUGGAAGCACUGAGACAAAUGAAUCCAUCAUCACCUACAUCAUCACCUACACAACAACCAUCUGCAUUCAUAAAUGAUAAUUCAGCACCAUCAUCGGCAGCAACUACUGCCGCCAAUAUUGCUCCUGCCUCUAGCAUUGCUACCAAUACUGUAUCGUCAUUACCAAUAAAGGAUGAUGGUCAUUAUGGUGAUAAUGUCAAUCUUCUUCCAAUACCAGGAAGCAAUGGAUCUGCAAAACAUGUUACUUUUACAACUUUAUUACUAGAAAAUACAUUGUAUCCAAUAAUUCAAUAUUAA